Peronospora farinosa is the source of this 6903-nucleotide messenger RNA. NCBI's taxonomy places the organism in Eukaryota, Oomycota, Peronosporomycetes, Peronosporales, Peronosporaceae. The record is from the annotation of a GenBank genome assembly.
AUGAAAAAGGAAAAGGCGGGAAACGAGAGUGGACUCGAGUGGCAAGUAUCGGCUGCGCCUCCUCGUCGACGUGUUGCCUCGAAUUAUCAAACCGUUGAAGACGUUGCAGCUGAACGUAGUGGCGUAAGCAUCAGUCGUCCACCCAUGGCCAAGUUUUCCUCGCAUCCGAAUCAGUCUCAGACGCAUCAGAAUCAGUCUCAGACGCAACAGCCUCUUGCCGCCUUGACGUCAUCUGGACCACUUCGACCGCCACGACCGGGUGCUGGUUCUUUUGAGUUACUUCAGGCCAAAUUUGGCUUCCAGGAAGGAAAUGUACGCAAUCAAAAGGAACAUUUUGAAGUGUGGGUACUGAAUUACGAAUCACGCGUCAGUGACGCGAAUGUGACGCCUGGUGACACGGCAAAGGCCAUUGAAACGAUUCAUGCAAAGUUCUUUCGUAAUUACGUCAAAUGGUGCCAGUUUUUACACACGCAGCCGUUUUUACUCGAUACUGCACCGUAUCCUGGGGCAGCAGAACGCCAGGUUGCACUGUUUUUGCUCAUCUGGGGCGAAAGUGCGAAUUUGCGCUUUAUGCCCGAAUGUUUGUGCUUUUUGUACCAUAAAAUGGUCGCGAAAUUGGAGGAUAUGGAGAAUUUGCCCAAUGUACCGGAAAAUACGUUUUUGUGCCGUAUUGUGCGUCCACUGUACUUGGUUGUAGCCAAGAUGCGUGAUGUGACACUGCAGAAGAAUGGGGCGGGCGUGGACCACAAGAAUGUGACGAAUUAUGACGAUGCCAACGAGUUUUUUUGGCGAGAGAUUUGUCUGGAUUUUGACGAGUUUACAGCGGCCGAAGCAAUGCAGAUGCAAGAAUUUAAGACGUUUAAGGAACGACGGAGUUUUUGCAAUCCGAUGUUGGCGUUCUUUCGCAUUUACUUUUUUCUGUUUGUCAUGCUGCACAUACUGAUUGUGAUUGCCUAUGUGGCAUAUCGAUCGGACCCGGACGACGUGGAUGGAUUCAGAUUUUAUGCAAACUUUUUCACGUCUGAGAUAUCGGAUAUCCGUAAUCAUUCUUUCUACUCGAUCUUUGUAACGGUUAGCGGUAUGUUAACGCUAAAGGUCGUGCUAGACGUUUGGAUUGAUGGUCCCCGCAUUUUUAGCCGCUUGAUGUAUGCCGUGUCGGUGUUUAUCCGUCUCGUGUGGCACACCAUCUUCUUUAGCCUCUUUAUGGCUGUGAACACGGCCCCGUACAAGGUGCUUUUUGGCUCGAGCGACUUACUUACGAUGGCGCCUACUUUGAUCGUUUUGUACAUGGCGCCUAUCACGAUCGUGUCAAUUGUUCAGAUGCUCUUUCGCGGAGUGAUUUGGAAAUCAGCUAUCUUGAGCUCGUUGGAUGGAACGCGUGAACAGUACGUUGGCCGCACGAUGGGUCAGAAGUGGGGGGACUUUUUGGGUUAUGGAGCGUUUUGGACGUUUAUUUUCGUGUGCAAGUUUUUGUUCAACUUGCAGCUUAUGGUGAAGCCUCUUAUUGCACCGAGCGUAGAAAUUUACCACGUGGAUGUUUCCUCUGCUCAGCUCAAGAAUGGUAUUUUUGAGUCGAACCAUAACAUUGCGUUUCUGGCUGCUAUGUGGGCACCAGUGGUUCUCGUGUACAUCUACGAUUCUCAGAUCUGGCUUGCCAUUGCGCAGGCAAUAGUAGGCGCCUGGAUUGGUUUUCGCCUUAAAAUUGGCCACUCAGCUCGUACUAACGAGUUUGUGACGCGUCUUCGCGAGGCCCCCACUCUCUUUGACGAGAAAGUGGUGUCUGCGGCAGCCCGCGGGCAACUUGCAAUCAACAACAACCCGUUGUCAUCGGCCAGUGUUGACCCUGCUGCAAACAGCCGUCUACGUUUUGCCGUGGUGUGGAACGAAAUUGUAAGCAGUUUUCGUUUGUCUGAUCUACUGGACGACAGAGAGACCGCCAUUCUUCAAUAUCAAAUUUCUGACAACGGCACCGUCGAAGAACCUGUGUUUUUGAUCGCUGGCGAGGCACAAAGGGCCGCGGAUAUUGCUGCUAAGGCUAAAGCCAAGCGCAUGAGCGAUGGCCAGUUACUGAAAUCACUCAAGAAGGCAGGAGUACUGGGCUGUGCCAACAAUUGCGUCGACAUCUUGUUCCAGAUCUUGCGACAGCUAUUAGGCACUCAAGACUCCGUAUUGAUUGGUAUGUUCCACCAGAUUCUGACUGGAGGCAAGAUAAGCGGCGUUGUGAAUCUCACUCACAUUGGAUUGGUCCGUGAGAACGUUGUCGAAUUGCUUGCAAGCAUCUUGGAUUUACCGGAGCCGACCGUGGUGCCUACGAACGGCACAGUUGGCUUUCCGCAUGACCAGGUCCAGGGUGUUGUGCAGCGUCUGGACGCUCUGCUGAAGAGCAUGGAACUCAUGCUGGAGGAGGAGUGGAUGGCGGAGAAGUUGCGUAAGUCAGUGUUCGCUAAUAUGACGCCUGAUCUUGCCUAUCAGAAGGAACAGUUGUUGUCGAUCUUUGCAGACCGCAUAAGCCAACGCGACUCCGACUCGCCUACGCACAUGACUUCACCGAGUUCUAAUGAGAGCGUGGUGUCGCUCUCUACGCGACUAUUCUUCUUGCUGACUCUGGAUGCUGCGGAUGCGCUGCCUCGUUGCCAUGAAGCCCAGCGCCGCAUGAGUUUUUUCUUGAACUCUUUACACAUGAAGAUUCCAGCCAUUGACUCAAUUGCAGCGAUGAAAUCGUUCUCUGUGGUCACGCCGUACUACAACGAAACGGUGCUCUUUUCGAUCGAUGAGCUAAAUGGACGUAUAGACUCGAACCCGCUUUUCCGCAAGGUGGAGCAGAAAGGCCGCGAUCUCAGCAUUUUGAAGUACCUAAUUACUUUCCACGACGAUGAAUGGGGCAACUUCCUUGAACGUGUGGGUGUGGCUUCUAUGGACGAGGCCCUAGUUGAGACGCCGACGCAAGUUCGUCUUUGGGCAUCGAUGCGUGGACAAACGUUGGCACGCACGGUGCACGGCAUGAUGAUGUAUGAGGACGCGCUGAAGAUGUUGCGCUGGCUCGAAAUUGGGUCGGAUACGAAUAUUACACAUUUGGAAAAGAUAAAGCACAUGGAUCGCAUCGCUGGUCUGAAGUUCUCGUACGUGACAAGUUGCCAGAUUUACGCCGAUCAACUUGCGGCAGGAGACUCUCGCGCUGCGGAUAUCGAUUUGCUUAUGCGGAAGUAUCCAAACUGGCGUGUGAGCUACGUCGACACGGUUCGCCCCCCUGUAGGGAGUGGCACAGAACCUCGUUUCGACUGUGUGCUGGUAAAGUCGGAUGGUGAUGAAAUCGUUGAAGUGUAUCGUUACGAGCUGCCUGGCAACCCAAUGGUAGGCGAGGGAAAGCCUGAGAAUCAGAAUAUUGCUCUUCCAUUCACUCGUGGUGAGUACGUACAGACGAUUGAUAUGAACCAGGAGCACUAUUUUGAAGAAGCGCUCAAGAUUCCGAAUUUUUUGGCGACUGCUACAGCAGACGGACAAAACGUCACUAUUAUCGGUAUGAAGGAACACAUUUUCACUGGUCGAGCAUCGUCUUUGGCCCAUUUCAUGACGUUGCAAGAGUUGGUGUUUGUGAGUCUGACGCAGCGUGUGCUGGCAAACCCCCUUCAGAGCCGUAUGCACUACGGUCACCCGGACGUAUUCGAGAAGUCGUUUAUCAUGUCCAAUGGUGGUGUGUCCAAGGCAAGCAAGGGUAUUAACUUGUCUGAAGAUGUGUUUGCUGGUUACAAUGUGGCACUUCGUGGCGAGAAGGUUACGCACCAAGAGUUCAUGCAGUGCGGCAAGGGCCGUGAUGUGACUUUGAGUCAAAUCAACGCUUUCGAAGCCAAGCUGUCAAAUGGUAGCGCUGAAAGCUCGCUAAGUCGCGAGUCGCACCGAAUGGGUGCCGGCAUGGAUUUCUUCCGUUUGAAUUCUAUGUUUUAUGGUCACAUGGGAUUUUACAUUUGUAAUGCACUGGUGGUGCUGUGUGUGUUCGCGUACGCGUAUGGCAAAGUGUACAUCGUGCUGCACCGAGAGAUUGAGGAAUCUGCGAUUAUUACGACGAGCCACCUAGAUGAUCUUGCCCAGGUGAUGAACACGCAGUUUAUCUUCCAGUUUGGCAUGUUGAUGACCAUUCCGUUGAUCGCCACAUUAUUUGUAGAGUACGGGUGGCACCAGGCAGUGGUUAAUUUUGUGGAGCUGGUUGUGACUCUUGGUCCAGUGUUCUACAUUUUCGAGACUGGUACGAAGUCGCACUUCUACGACAUUGCCAUUAUGCGUGGUGGUUCUAAGUACCGAGGCACGGGUCGUGGCUUUGCCAUCGUUCGUGAAACAUUGGUGAACUUUUACAAGGAGUAUGCUGCUUCGCACUACCGCAAGGCUAUGGAACUGAUGGGUCUGAUGAUUAUCUUUGGUAUUUACGGUAAUUUCAGCAUUGGCACAAAUGUGCUGACUGAAUACUGUGCCACUGCGGACUUUGACUGUGACAAGAACCCCGACCGGAUUCCAUCGAACAUCACGCUUUUGGAUUCGUAUAGCUCAAAAGGCCAGGACUACGGCAUCGCUUCUUUUGCUGUAUGGUUGCUUGGCACGUGCUGGCUGCUUGCGCCGUUUUUGUUUAACACAGACGGCUUGGACUUUUCCAAAACACGAGUGGAUGUCGUCUACUGGCUUUCGUGGCUUAUGUCAGUAAAGGAGGAAAAUGAUGACGAAGGGACGCUACCAAACCACAGGGGUCUUUCUAUACCGACAGACACAUGGAAUGAUUUUUACAACUAUGAAGCCAGUCUCAUGUACCCUGUUGGUCCAAUGAGCCGCUUUGUCUACGCAGUCCGUGAUCUCCGCCACCCGUUGGUUAUGUACUAUAUCUUCAUCUACUCGUUCAGCCUGAGCGACAUUGGAAUGCUGUUGGCAUGUGUUGGUGGCAUUGCUAUCUUGUUGUGGAUCGGCGGCUUUGGCUUGGGGAUGUUUAUGCGGAACAAAGCUUGUGCUUUUCGGGCUAUACUGUAUAUCUUCAUGGUGUUACUUAUUGGUGUCGCGCCAUUUAUCGUGGGCUCCAUGCAAGACUGGGACGGCAUCAAGUCCUUUUCGUUGACCGUGUCCAUCUUCACUGGACUUUUCUCGCUUCUGCACUAUCUGCAACUAAUGCACGGGUUGUUUGGACUGCCCGUUGCCAAGUGGGGUCUUGUGCGCGAACUUGCUUUUUUCUUUGACGUGGUUGUCGGUCUGUUCUUAGCGUUUCCGCUCAUUGUUCUGUCGGCUUUCCCGUUCAUGAAGACGAUCCAAACUCGAAUGAUGUACAACGGUGGUUUUUCACGUGCACUGAGCUCUGGAAGUGAGUUUGCUGCCUCGUUAAGUGUGGUUGUGGGUGGUCUGGGUGGUUUCGCGUAUGGCUGGUUGACAUGCCUCAUUUUUUCGCUGGGAUAUGUGAAUUCGUCGUCGGACAACUUUGUGAAUCAAUCGUUUGUCUACUACAACAAUGAGGUGUUGGGUCGUGCAUUAGAUUUGGCUUUAAUCAAGGUAUAUGCUGCUGGGGCGGGUGCGGCUGGAGUCAUCCUGAGUGGCGCUUUAGCGCACAUUAUCGGCCGUCGAUGGACGAUUGAGGUCUCGUGCGCGGUAACGUUCGCUGGUUGUGCCCUCGUGUGGCUUGAGUCGAGCUCAAUGGUGCUGAUCGGAAUUUGCUUGGCAUCGGCGGGUAUCGCAAUGCUCUCACUUGUGUGUCCACUAUACAACUUUGAAAUCUGUAUGCAAGGCUGGAAAGGAAAGGGUGUAUUGAUGUUUCUCACGAGUGCUGCACUAGGCUAUAUGAUUGAGGCGGUGCUCGUGAAUAACAUCGACGCCACGGCCAUGUCGAAAAACUGGCGCAACUCACCGUUCCAUGAUUGGCAGUGGCAGUUUAUUUUCGGAAUCAUUCCGCUUGUACUGCUGGUGCCAAGCGUGUUCUUCCUUCCAGAAAGCCAUUACUGGGAAUAUCGUCAUAAAAAUGACCCUAAAGCGGCCGAGGCAAAGCUGGUCUGCUUGCGUCAGCGUCACGACGUUAUGGAAGAAUUGAGUGAGCUGAAGGAGUCAUUUGUGGUCAAGAAAGGUCAUGUAAACAUGUUGUUCCGUAUCGUAUUGGUGGUUGUGCUGCAAGCAACUUUUGCGCUCUUCACGUCUGGUGCGUUACUGCUACGUGUGCUCGUUCAGCCGACUCCCAGUCAGGCUGGCGCGCAAACAUCUCGAUGGAUGAUUUACUACGGCAUUAUGACAUUUGUGGGCACCUUGCUGAGUUUGCUUACGGUCGAUAACGUGCGCCGCAAAACCAUUUUCAAGGACGUGCUUCCAUUCACGGCAGUUUUGUCGGCUGCAUGUGGGGCGCUAGGGCUGGCAAAUCAGGAAAAUAGCAGCAUUACCCAGAUCUUGCUAUGCGUGACUUUUGUCAGUGGCACACUGAGCGUUACGUGUGGCACAUGGCUUACUGCGAUCGAGGUGUUCCCACCGUACCAGAACGGACGAUACAUCGCCAUGUCUUUCGCUGCGUACUAUGCCGUACAGGCUGCGAUCUACGUGGCGGAGCCGUCGUUUGCUAUGAGCCACUUGGUAUUCGCGGGUCUGUGCCUGUUGCUCACAGUCUUCAUGUUCAUCGUGUGUGCCAGCUCCAAGCAUGGUGCCAUUGAGCUCAAGAGCGAGAAGAAGAUGCGUAAGGAUGUUGAAGAAUCUCGCAACGCGCAGUCCUUUAAUGCCGGUGCGUCUCGUUCCCAGAGUAUCUUGCGCUCGCGCUCGCGUUCCCAGGCGCACCGCACAUCGUCGCACUAUGCAGUUCCGACUACGACGCCACAAGAAAACAGCUAUUCGAACUUUGAGUCUCCUGCUGGUCUCAAAGCGCGCAAUGCACGUCGAACACGUAACAACUCCCAAGCAUUGUAG